Molecule: messenger RNA, 847 nt
Organism: Aquila chrysaetos chrysaetos
Lineage: Eukaryota; Metazoa; Chordata; Aves; Accipitriformes; Accipitridae
Gene: HOXA6
Product: homeobox A6
Exons: 2
Coding region: 120-815 (231 amino acids)
Biological process (GO): anterior/posterior pattern specification; regulation of transcription by RNA polymerase II
Cellular component (GO): nucleus
Molecular function (GO): RNA polymerase II cis-regulatory region sequence-specific DNA binding; DNA-binding transcription factor activity, RNA polymerase II-specific
Source: RefSeq, a predicted model, not a curated record
UUCUGCUGUCGCUUUUGGCGCUCGGCCAUCCAGAAACAAACCACUUCGAUGACUCCUAAUAGUUAUCGCCAGAUGUACUAAUACACAACAAAUCACGGUCCGGGAGAGGGGGAGAGCAAAUGAGUUCCUAUUUCGUGAAUCCCACUUUCCCGGGGAGCCUGCCCGGGGGCCAGGACUCUUUCCUCGGGCAGAUCCCCCUUUACCCGGCGGGCUAUGAUGCUCUCAGGCAUUUUCCGGCUUCGUACGGGGCAAGCAGCCUGCAGGACAAGACUUACACCUCACCUUGUUUCUACCAACAGUCCAACACCGUCAUUGCUUGCAAUCGGGCUUCCUAUGAGUACGGAGCCUCUUGUUUUUAUUCGGACAAGGAAAUUAGUAGCGCCUCUCCCUCCGGCAGCGGCAAACAGAGGGGGCCCGGGGACUACCUGCACUUUUCUCCCGAUCAACAGUACAAAUCCAGCGGCGUGCAAGCCAAAAUUGUAAAUGACGAAGGCACCGACCGGAAGUACACGAGCCCUGUUUACCCCUGGAUGCAGCGGAUGAACUCCUGCGCUGGUACAGUAUAUGGAACUCAUGGGAGACGAGGGAGGCAAACUUACACCAGAUACCAAACGCUAGAGUUAGAGAAGGAAUUUCAUUUUAACAGAUACUUAACCCGAAGACGACGUAUUGAGAUUGCAAACGCUCUCUGCCUUACUGAACGCCAGAUUAAAAUAUGGUUUCAAAACAGGCGGAUGAAAUGGAAAAAGGAAAACAAAUUCAUAAAUUCCACACAGCCCAGCAGCGAAGAAACAGAGGAAAAGUCAGGGGAGUAGAACCACGUUUAAUAAACGCUACCAGGCCUUUC